AUGUGGAACGCUCCAGGCGCGGGCGCCGCAGCCGCAGCCGCAGCCGAGCCGGGCCGGGCGCUGCGCAGCCUCCCCGGGACGCGGGCAGCCCUGGGGCCUCCAGCCGAACAGAAUGACCAGCUUUGCCACCCUUUGGCAGAGGUGCGGGGACCUGGCUGCCCCCAGGAUUUGGGUUUGGCAGACCGUCCCCCGAGAGAAGCAAAGUGCCUGUCCUGUCGCCCGGCGCUGCAAGCCGGAGAGGUGAAAGGGAAGGUUAAAGAGAGGCGGCUGAGUGGCUCCCGUCAAAAAGACUCGCUGAACACAACAAAGUCAUUCAAGCCCUGCUAACGUCCGCGGGUUUUCAGGUGCAUAAAACCCCGGAUGCGUUUGACGGGCCGAAAGGAGACAGCUCUGGUCCCCUCCCUCCUCUCCUGGUCAUACAGCUUCCUGAGCUCAUGUUUCACUGCAUCCAGCCCUGCUAGCUCUUUUGGUCUGGCAAAGAGAAAUCCAAGCCCCUGCAGUAAAAAAAGGAUGAAUAGUAACUCGGGGCAUAGACAUCUGUUCGGUUUGAAGCUUUCCAAGUGCCUUUGAAGUGCUGCAAAAAGCAGUGGUGCAGACGCACACGCCUGACGAGGCACUUCAGAGAUGCCCGUUCCGCUUCAGAAAUGACCCUGGGAAAAAAACAGCAACGCCUUUGAAGUGCUUCACUCCAGAGCGCUUCAUGUCACAUUGGCACCCUCCAGCAGAGCCCCAUAGGGAGUUGCUCGGUCCUCCAGCAUCCCACGGUGCUCUGCUCCCCACCCCUCCACACAGCUCGAAGCAGCUGCCUCAGUGACUCACAGUGAUCUCCACUGCUCUGAGCUCGCAGAAUCAAGCUCACAUGUGGCCGUGGUUAUUGAUUUUUGGGCACGACGGCAAGCCAAGCCCUCGCUUUGCCUGACCCCUGCCCCAAGGGCUCAGCCUCUGUUGUACUGGGAUAGCAUUGAGGACCCUCUCAGAGCGGGUCCCCCGAGGCCAGCACCCAUGAUGUCACUGCAAAUCCCUCCUGCCCCACCUGCAAAGCGCUCUACCAACUGGAGGGAAUCGGAGGUGAUGGACCUGCUGGACAUUUGGGGCGAGGAGGACAUUCAACGGGCGCUCCGGACAACCCGUCGCAACCAGGCUGUCUACGAGCGCAUUGCCUCUGAAAUGACACUGCGGGGGCACAACCGCGACUGGCACCAGUGCCGCGCCAAGGCCAAGGUGCUAAAGGCACACUACAAGAAAGCCCGCGAGGCCAAUCGGGCUGGUGGCGGCUGCAAGGUGACAUGUGCCUACUACGAGGAGCUGUCACAGAUUCUAGAGGAGGACGACUCCACAGAGGCCCUCUACAUCGUCGACAUCGGUGGCAACCCUCAAGCCACUGAAAUCUCUGAUGCCUCUGACCGGGAGGAGAAGGAGGACACUCCAGUUCUAGCCCCCAUCAUCAUCAAGGAGGAGGCACUAGAGAUUCAGGAAGAGUCCCCAUCCUCACAGGAGACCUCCGAUGAGGUGGACAUCAAACCACCAGCCCCGUUCUGGCAGGACAUCCUCCUGACCUCACACCAGACCGGAUCAUCAGCCUUGUGUCCAGCUGCGUCCUCCUCUCAGCCAACUGUGCCUUCCACGUUCCCAACACCUGGGCAUCUGCCGACUGUCCUCUCGCAGACACCACCAAGCGCUGCCCCACAGCUGAUGACAGCAGGCCAAGCCUCUCCUUCCCCAGGACCCAGCUGCCUGGGGAUGCAGACAGACUGGCUGGGCACACCACCCCCUGGCCCUGGGGAGAUGAGCAUUUCAUCAGAGCACAAGUCUCUGGGGAAGCAAGUCACAAGCAACCUGCAAACGUUGUCGCCGAUCAUAGAGCUGAAUGUUGGUGGGGAGAUGUACAUAACAACUCUGAGUACCUUGAAGAAACACCCAGGCUCCAAGCUGGCUGAGAUGUUUACAGGCCAACCCAAGCUCCGGACCGACUCCGAGGGGAGGUACUUCAUUGACAGGCCAGGGACCUAUUUUAAAUACAUCUUGGAAUAUCUCCGUAGUAACCAAGUGCCCACCCAAUGUGUCCAGGAUGUGUAUAAAGAGGCCUUGUACUAUGACAUUGAGCCUCUGAUCAAGCAGCUGGAAGAUUCCCCGCAGAUCUUUGGUGAGCUGGUGGCAAGGAAGCAGUUCCUGGCCCGUGUGCCCAGCUACAGUGAGAACAUUGAGCUGAUGAUCCGCAUCGCCAGGGCGGAGGCGGUCGCUUCCCGUCAGUCUAGCGUCAUGGUCUGUGUGGUCAGAACUGAGGAGGAUGUGGCCAAGUGUCACGAAGCCCUGAACAGUUUGGACACGGAUAAGAAAUCGGUGGUGAAGUUCGGCCCCUGGAAGGCGACGCCAACUAUUUCUGACCUGCUGGACUGCAUCAAAAUGGAUGUGGAAGCCAAAGGGUACAAUGUUUCCAUCCAGCCCCACGUCGCAGAGAAAGGCUUCCGGUUCAAAUCCUAUGACUUUUUUUACAAAUUUGUCUUCACGUGGUGGUAGCAAAACGCCACCCCUGGCAAGGAUUGUUAUUAAAACAAAGAGACUUUAAUGCAAACAGCCUUGAAUGGUAGCCCAUCAGUGCCCUUCCUGCAGAACCAUUUGGGAACCGCGUGCGGACUUUCCGCAGAGUCUCUUUGUGGACUUUGUGGACUUUCCGCAGAGUAACAUGGGCCAGGGGAAGGAUCUCUUGUGUUGUCCUCUGCAAAGUUAAUGAGGAAUCAGGACUGUUUUAAUAGAAAGGUAAUAGAAAUGUAAUACACUAAAACUCAGAUCAUUUAUAUGAUCGUUUGUAUGAAGCAUCUGGGUUUUAACCCCGUGAAAUAUCCAGGUUUUGCUAUCCACUGGGCUUAUUCCUGCUAUAACUUUCAGUCAUUUUAUGCCUGCUCUCCUGAGAAGUGACAGGCCUGGCAGAGCCAGUACAGAUCCAGAAUAGGCUAAAUUUCACUUAACUUGUGCGUUGUCAGCUCCAAUGAGGGACGUGUGUUAAAGGUGGGGUAAAGCCCCUGCUUUGUGCUGUCCCAAACCUGAGUGCCAUGUGCAGGGCUAGUGCAAAUGAGCAGCCAGUUUCAUUCCUAAAAGCCCUGAGAGAUUAAAACUGCUGUCAGGACCCAGAGCAGGAUAGGGAUGCACUGUCCUUCCCCUUUUCCCUCUCACCUAAUUCUAUGCCAGAAGCCAGGACUGGCAGUAGAAGAGAAAACUCUCUGCAAUGCACUGCCACCAAAAGAUCCCCUUGGCUCUGUGGGGAUCCUUCUGGGACCUGCCAACCAGUUUGACUGCAAGAAACAACUGUGGGAGCAGUGCAAACAUUCAAAGGACCCAAUCCAUAAUGUUUAUUUUUGAGGAACAGGGAGGAUAAUAGGCAGCUCCACCUCCAGACACGAGGUUGCAUUUCCAGGGUGGCAGGGGCAUGGGGAUCAUCUUUGUAGAGCAGCCCAUCAGAUCUGGCAGUGUCAGUGGGACGGAAUAAAUGCAGGACACCAAGUCCUUAGUUUGAUUAUAACUUCACUCUGAAGGUCCUUUAGAUUAGUUAUACAUAUUCAGAUGAAAGUCAUAUGAGCACAUGCAACUCCCAUUGAACCUCCUGGGAGCUGUGCUCAUUCUUGCCAUGGUUAUAUUUGGUCCUCCACUGAGAAGUUAAAUGCUGUAGCACAGUGGCUUUUAGCCUGUGCUCUGUGGCCACCUGGGGGUCCACAGACUAUGUCUAAGGGGUCCAUGAAAGAUGACUAUGAUCAAUCAAAAGCAGGUGAAUAGCCACAGUUAUAAUUCAAAGGGAUCUGCACCUCCAUUCAAUUUUUUUUUAGGGGUCUGCAAAUGAAAAAAGGUUGAAAACCACUGCUGUAGUACAGUUUGCCCAGCAGGCUGGAUGGGCAGUGCCUGGUCUGUCCACGGGCUGGAUGCCAGUCUGACGCACAAGUCAGAUGUGGCCCCAUCCAGGUGUGGGGAGCGGGAUGGGGCAGCCCGACCUUGAUCCAGCCAUGUGACAUAAGGGGGUUAGCCAGGUCCCAGCGAGGCCCCCCAGGGUGGGGAAGAAGCAUAGCAUAGCCCCAUGAGGGGAAGAGGGUAUGGCCUGGCCCCCUUUCAGCCAUGAUUCGGGUAUGCAGGGGAAGGGGGUUUGGUCUGGCAGAGGGCAUGGCUCAGCCCCACAAGAAGGGUGUAUGGCCCAGCUCCAACCCACUGCACGGGACUUGGGAAUCUAACAUCAGGGGAGGGUGGUGGUAUUAAUCAUCACUGCUCCCCACCACUGCCAAAUUCCUGUGCCAUGGCUCUGCAAGCUGCAUGUGUCUUGUAGGCUGGAGGUUGAGCACCCAUGCCUUUGCAUAGUGUUUGUCAUCCUUUUCCAUACCAGGAUCCCACAUUAAAAAAGAGAAUCAUCAGGGCCCUCUCUCACCAUAAAGAAAGAUGUUAUGCUGUCCAGGCUGACAAGCUAUUCCUAAGCAAAUAUAAUUAUGUUUAUUUUCAUGUAUUGUCUUGCAGUAGGGCCAUAGAGCCCCAGUUCUGGACAAGGACCUCAGUGUGCUAUGUACUGUACAAACACAGAACAAAAACUGUUUGUCAUUUAAGAGGAACAUGCACUCCUCUUGAGUGCAGCUGUGUUUAGCUGCUUUUCUUGCGACAUCUGUUAAUGUCGUCACGUUGCAAAUGAAUGCGGGCUUUCGAGCUGUAAGAAAAAUCCACAAUGAUUUUGGAAAGGAGUGCUCCUAAAACAAAACUCAGUGGAGAAUUUUUGCCUGAGCAGGGGCGCAGGAUUAGAUCUCAUACACUGUUUUGAAAAAUUCUUAAGAUUCAGAAGUUUAUUUUGUAUUUAUUUUUCUACUUGAGGCCACAGUUGGUGAUUUUAAGGAAAUGGAAAGCUGCAGGGGGGCCUGGAAAAUUAGACUGGCCAUUCGAGUUUGUGGGUAUGUUUACUCUAACUCUGAGAAUAUGGGUUGCCCCAAGGGCAACGUGUAUUACAGGUUGCUAAAUAAAUAUAUGUUUAAAAGCC
Alligator mississippiensis (American alligator) is the source of this 4999-nucleotide messenger RNA. RefSeq names its product potassium channel tetramerization domain containing 14 (gene KCTD14). The transcript is spliced from 5 exons. The record is from RefSeq and is a predicted model, not a curated record. NCBI's taxonomy places the organism in Eukaryota, Metazoa, Chordata, Crocodylia, Alligatoridae. Gene Ontology annotation, biological process: protein homooligomerization. The coding region runs from base 1003 to 2517 and encodes 504 amino acids. Gene Ontology annotation, molecular function: protein binding.